UCUGCACUGCACAUACUGCACUGCACUCACUUACCGGUACUGGAUCGGAGAUCUAGGGAUGAAUUGACAGUGGAAGUGGUAUCGUCGUGUAACUUGUUGAAAUUGAGAGUAGACUCCAUUUGGAUUACUGCCACACUGUAGCUGUACCGUACUGUACUUCGACGCGGGGUAAUCAAAUUUCGAAAGUUGAAAGUCAGAGAAUCAGUCAACGAUGCCGAAAAAGAAUGCUGCUCAAGGUGACAGUAAAGACUCUGGAAUUUUACUCAUUGAUGAAAGGACAAAAGCAGUAAUGACUGACCAACCAAGACAUGCACAAGAAGCUUUCAAGGAACAGAUUGCCAAAGUUCGUGAGUUAGUUCCUUCGCGGAGUAGAGAUGAUAUUGCACUGGUUCUUCAAUGCCAUGAGGGAAAUGUGGAUAAAGCAGUACACUCAUUCAUGGAAGAUGGAGCCAAAACUGUUUUGAAUGAGUGGCAGUCGCAUGGCAAGAAGUCUGCAAAUAAGAGAAACAAGAAAAAGAAACGAGGCCCUGAUGCACCAGAUGAGAAAUCAAAUGGUGGUGAUGCUGCUGUAGCUAGUAAAACAGGAAGUGCCAGUGCCACUGCUCAGCCAGUCAACACCCACUCUGCACAACCCACCAGGAACUUCACAAAGCAGAGGCCUCCCUCUUCACAGCAGCAGCAGCCAAGACAGUAUCAACAGCCCAACAACAGACGAGGAGACAGGGACAGGGAUGGGGACUACAAUCGAGGUCGACCCCACCCAAGGGGGCAUCCCGGGGAGGGGAGGGGCGGGGACGGGGCCAGGCCUGGAAGACAGCAACCAACCAGUGCAGCUUCUCACCAUUUGCCAGCAGAGUCAGGUAAACAACGUUCUGAAAAGGGUCACCCCUCUCAUAAAACCUCACCUCAUGAUGACAUGGUAGAGAGGUUACUGCCAGCGGAGAGCAGUGAGAAGGUCCAUCAUAUAGACAGUGAACUACACUACCAAGAUGCUGCCAAAGCAAAGAAAUUAGUAGCAGUACUAGAACGCUCAACUAAAGACCUCCACAGAACGUCAAUAGCACUAACGAGACACAAAGUUAUGCUGCAAGAUAAACUGGACCAAUCAGAGAAGAGUAUACCAAAGUCCUUUGACGAGAUCCAGAGGUUUUUGAACGAGAGAAAACUAACAGUUACCAAUGAAUUCUUAGAAGUGAAGCAAGAGGCAACUGAGAUGUUGGUGGCUCGUGAGGAGCAGGCUAAAGAACUUGAAAGGAAGACUCGUAGAGCAGCUACCAUGACAGAGGUGGAAGUCCUAGAACUACGAGCCGAGAUCAAGCAAUUCGUAUCAGAUCGGAAGGUGGAUGAGGAGAUCGGCAAGGCUCUGAGAUACACAUGGAAUCCAGACAAGCUUAUUGACCUGAUCAAGAACUUUGCUGAGGUCAUCCCCGUCCAGCACCAUUACACCACCCGACGUCCUUCCAUCUCGUCCCUCUCCAGCAUCAACACCAUGUCCAGAACCACCUCGGUCAGUGAGGACCAUGGAGGACCACUCUCUGCCCGUAGUAUCUCCCUCACCGAGAGCCAGGACUCUGCCACCCUGGGGGGCAAACCUCGUCCGUCAAACGAUAUCGAUAUGAAAGCUGAGGUGGCCGAGAUGGCAGCCAAGCUACAGAGGUCCAUGACACAGGGCCGAAAAGGAGGAGCCAGGAACCAAACGGGACCAAACCCUGAUAAUCAGAAGAGCGGUGAUAGGUCACAACAGCCCAACAGAGGCCAAGGGAAAGCGCAAGGUCAGCAGCAACCCCAACACCAGGGUCAAGGGGGACCAAACCCCAACAAGCAAGGUCGAAGCCAGAACAGGCAGGAUAAGCCUCAAGGUCAAUCUGGUUCAAGGCAGGGUCAGCAGGGGUCAAAACAAGGUCCAGUGUCACAGCAAGGCCAGCCCCCGAAAGAUCAGAGGCCCCAAGGUCAGAGGCCUCAAGGUCAAAGACCACAAGGUCAGAGGCCACAAGGUCAAGGUCCAAGGCAGGGUCAGCAACAGCAGCAGAGAAAUGAAAAUGAGGAGCAUGAUGGACAGAAGAAGGAGAAUAGGAAUGCCAAGAGACGGCAGAGCCGCAAGCAGAAAGAGCGUAAGCAACCAGAUACCGAUGAAGCAUCCAAUCCACAGGCUCCAAAGGCCACCUCUGUGCCAGAGGAUAAGCCAGAAGAGAAGCAAGCAGAUAAAAGAACAGAAGUUAGUAGUAAUGUGCCUGUCGCUGUCUCAGCUCCAGCUGAUAGUCCUCAACCUAGCGAAGUCCCCAAAGUGGUUGAUGUGCCAACAGAGACUGGACAGGAAAAGCAAGAUCCUCAACCUAGCGUAGCCCCCAAAGUAGUUGAUGUGCCAACAGAAGCUGGACAGGAUAAGCAAGGUCCUCAAGCUAGCGAAGUCCCCAAGGAGGUUGAUGUGCCAACAGAGAUUGGACAGGAAAAGCAAGAUCCUCAACCUAGCGAAGUUCCUGAAGUGGUUGAUGUGCCAACAGAGACUGGACAGGAAAAGCAAGAUCCUCAACCUAGCGAAGUUCCUAAAGUGGUUGAUGUGCCAACAGAGAUUGGACAGGAAAAGCAAGAGGUGAAGCAGGAGUCUGUCAGUGAUAGUCAUCUGAAGGAAGAUGAGAACGUAAUAGAGGAGCCUCUCCCGUCCAAUGAGAUAGACAGUGGGAAAGUAAAUGGAGAGAUGAAGGAAGAGCAUGAGCCAAAGAUGACCAACGGACCUUUGAAGAAUGGAGAUGUCAACAUGAAUGGGGAUAUCAAGAUCAACGGAGAUGUACCCCAUGUAAACGGGGACAUCAUCCCUGAUGAUGAAGUCAAUGGAGACGUAGAUGCCCCUCUCCCACAGAGAGAGAUCAAGUCUCGCCGCUCACAGAAGAUAGAGAAUGUAGUCAAAGAAACCAGCACCCUCAAUGGAGAUGCUGAGCAAACAGAGAGAGAAAUUGAGUAAUAGUGCUUCGUUUAAAUCUAGAGAGGAAAGCUGACCAAAUCUACGGGAAGAAAUUCCUGAAAUUAUUGUUUUCACUCUCUACAAAAUUGAAUGAUUAAAGUGAAUCAUAUAUUCAAGCAUAUCUGUAGUGAUGCUGCCAUGUUCAUGAAAUGCUGAUUUAAAUACAACCAAAUGUGUGAGAAACACUCAUUUGUUAUAUAUUUUAAGAAAUUGUCCUGUAGACAGAUCUGUCUGUGCCCAAAAUUGAGCUUAAUGGAAGCAACAAUAAUGGUUCAGUUCAUAAUCUUGCAAAAUAUGCUGCUAUCUGUAGAUGGAAGAAUCAAAGAACUUAAAUCAUUGUUUUGUUGAAAGGCACUUUUUUUUCAAAUUAUCUGUUCAUGUUGUUUUUCAAUAGGAUUUGUUAAUAUAGAUUUCUGUGUUGAUGGGCAACACCAUGGGUUUAGAUAAGUGUUAUGGGUUAUUCUAUUCCUGCUCCAAUCAACACAAAACAUAUAUACUUAAACAUGUACCUUGAAUGUAUUCCAGCCAAUGAGCAACGAGAGAGACCCUUCAAUUUACCAGUCUUUCAAAAUGCUUGUUAUUACGAUUCCUGACAUAAACAGUCAAUAGCAUUGAUUUCAUUAUAACCGUGAUAUUAUGUCUUUGGGGACUGCAUAUGCUGAAUAGUUUUCUAUGAAAGAGCUGCACACAUGCCUUUAUAUACUAGCUCCUAACUGUUACAAACAUUAUAAUAAAUUUAUUUUUGUAAUCCUUUUAAUCUAUUAUCCAAGACAAUGUGACACUCUACACAGUUCUGAGUGCAUUAUUUUCAAAAUCUAAGUCUUUUUGCUACAAAUGUCUCUUUUUUUCAAUAGCAUGCUGCAAUCAAUAUCAUAGUACAAUAAUUUUCGUUCUAUGCAUUUUCAUCUCUGCUUCAUGCGAUGAGGCGUCUUGAAAUGGUUGAACUUUAUUUUCCAGUAUUUCUGAUACGCCUAUAUGCGUGAUUGUAAAUAAAAUCAGAUUAUGAUAUAUUUUGCUUCCUUAUUUUCAUGUUGAUAUAAAGUUUAUAUUUUAGUUAUCAUUUUUGUUGAUGAUUAUUUAGAUUUUGGAAAAUUAUAUUUAAUGGGACAUUCGUGGCUGAUUUCUUGCAACUGCUUGAUAGAAUUUCCGUUCUUCAUAAUUUCUUUUUUCUCCUUGUAAUUCAAGGGUUUUCAUUUUGUUCUCUUAAUUGAUAUAUAUAUAGAUAUAUUUAUCUACUCCUGAUAAUUACUGAAAGUCAGCCUUAGGCCAGUCAUCUCAAUAUAUUUUUUUAUAGCAGAAGAAAAGAUCUGCUAUGUAGAGUCUCAUUGUCAUCAUGAUUGCCUGGAAAUCAGUCUGGGAUUACAUCGAAAGAUUUUUUAUUUGCAGAUUUACACUGUAGAGCUGAGAAUGUAUGGCAGUCAUUAUUUUUCAUGAAUUAGUAUUUUUCAGAUAUCGUCCAGAUUUCUUUGCCAAAUUGGUGUUGCAUGUACUUUAUACGGUAGAGGUGAAUACAAAAUGUACAUGUAAAACAUAUCGAUAGUUUAGGUUUCAUAAUAUAUUUUCAUGUAGAAAAAUAUGUAUACAUUUAUUCAAUCACUUACUUAGAUUGUCAUAUUUUUUUCUCUCAAAAUGAUAUUGAAGAAAAAAAAUCUGCUCAGGUAUGUUAACAAUAAAGUAAGAGUGUAAAAACAGUAUACAACAUAAAUGAUACUUAAUUCUAUUUUGUAAUGAUUUCAUCUACGAUAUCAAACACUGCUGUACAGAAAGAAAUUCAUUUAUAUAUAUGUGUAUAUAGAAAAAAGGAAUGGUAGAAAGAGAAACUGGAUAGGUGCGUGACCUGGUAUGGAAUGAUGUAAUGGGUCAUUACUCUUGGCACAACAAUGGAUAUUGAGGAAGGAGAACUCAUUGCUAUAGGAAGCACAGUUUUAAAGAUUUAGCUCAGUUGAAUGCAUCUGUCACUUCUCUAUUAUGUUUUCUUGUACAUUCAUGCUCAUGACAUGACGUAAAUAGAAAGGUAGUAUGUUGCUAGAGCACUUCACAUGAAAUACAAUAGUAAACAUUGAAGCUAAAUUUGUAGAUUCCAAGUGUAUUAUGAUGUGACUUUUCUUUUCGCUUCCUCUCAUUUUGCACUUCAAUUUCAUUUCAAGUUUUGACUUGUGUUUAUACUGACAUGAAUUUUAACACUUUUUAAAUGUUUUUUUUUAAUGUAUCUUAAGUGCAAACAUUUCAUUUCCAUGUCAGCCAAGUAGGUUUGCAAUUAGAGUUGAAGCCUUGUCUAUUGACAUAGUUGACUGACACAAGAUUCUCUCAGCCUUGUACUGCAGUCAUCGACUCCAAACCAACAAAGAUGGAAUAAACCUUACAUUA
Messenger RNA from Strongylocentrotus purpuratus (purple sea urchin), 5326 nucleotides. RefSeq names its product spermatogenesis-associated serine-rich protein 2. Gene Ontology annotation, cellular component: cytoplasm. Gene Ontology annotation, molecular function: protein binding. NCBI's taxonomy places the organism in Eukaryota, Metazoa, Echinodermata, Echinoidea, Camarodonta, Strongylocentrotidae. The record is from RefSeq and is a predicted model, not a curated record. The transcript has 12 exons. Bases 212 to 2959 code for a protein of 915 amino acids.